Messenger RNA from Chaetomium globosum CBS 148.51, 855 nucleotides. RefSeq lists its product as uncharacterized. The transcript has 3 exons. The record is from RefSeq and is a predicted model, not a curated record. NCBI's taxonomy places the organism in Eukaryota, Fungi, Ascomycota, Sordariomycetes, Sordariales, Chaetomiaceae. Bases 1 to 855 code for a protein of 284 amino acids.
AUGUCGACUGCUGCACAGAGCAGCUACGCAGCCUCUACUGCAGACAAUGCCAACAACGUUGCAGCAGUCUUCCUCCCCCGCCCUCGAUCUCGACUGCGCACCAUCGCGAAGCAGUACGACGAAGCUGCGCAGCAAACCGUCACACAUACCGACGAGCCAUACAAGAUCGUUUGGGGGAGCCGAACUUUCGUCAUUAGCGGUGUUCUAAACAAGAAGAAGAGCCGUGGCCGUCGUUUCCUGGAUUACUCGUCCCACAACAUCGCCGAGGACAGCCCCAGCCGGCCAGACAACGAGAUGACCGGAACAACGACACAUGCCUCAAGGCCCAUAUAUCGAUCCCUCGAUCCCACCAUAACCGACCGAGAUAUCAAGGCGCGUCGAAUGCGAUGCUUCGGUCAUGUCCUCAAUCUUGUUGUUCAGGCUUUCCUUUUUGGCCAGGAUGCUACCUGCUUCGAGAGGGAUGCUUAUACCCUUUCCCUUUGGAGUGACGACGAGGCUGAACUAGCACAUUGGAGAGCAAAGGGACCUGUUGGAAAGCUUCACAAUAUCGUCAAGUUCAUCAGGGCGUCGCCGCAACGAUCCGAGGCAUUCCGACAGCAUGCUAAGGAAGCCCAGACCUCUGACGACUAUCUGUUGUCAGAGGAGCCGACCUGGGACCUUGGCCUCAAGCAGGACAACAGCACGCGCUGGAACUCAACUUACCUGAUGAUCGAGAGGGCUGUCAGGAAGAGGGAUGAUAUCAACAGCUUUAUCUUGGAGCUUGAUCUUGAAUCUGAUGGUGACAAGCGGAUCCCUGAUGCUGACAAACUAACCACCGACGACUGGAAGGCCCUGAUCGAGAUCAGACGAUCUUAG